AUGUUGCGCAGGUGGAUCCCGGUGCUGCCCAGCUGGCCCAGCGCUUCCGCACCUGGUGCCUGGAGCGAGGCAGUCAUAUCCGGAACUCUGGCAACGGGCGUGCAUCUUGUCGUCGCGGUCCUGCCGUCGCAAGACCAGGGUGCGAAAGUCCUACCCCUCACAUCAUCUCGUAUCAUGGGAAGCCGCCCUGGCAGUCGCUGUCCAAGCAUUGAAGCUCUUGGCGCCGUAGGCGAGGCUGGCGGUGCAGCGCCCCUGGUGGCCAAGCUCUGCCGCUGUGUGUCGGGCUCCAUGCAGACGAAGGCACAGAAGAGCCUGCGAAAGGGUGUUGAGAAUUGGAGCCCAGUCCAGGUCCAAGCACAGAUCGCACUCAUCGCAGAUUCCUUGAAGCUUCUCUGCUCCGACCAGCAAGAGAGGAAGAUUGUCGCGGCCAGCGGCGGCGUUCGCACGCUGCUUGCGCUGUCGAACAUGCACCAGGAAUCACGCGAUCCUGGUCGCAAGGAUGUCGAGGAGGGUGCACGAAACGAUGCCAGGCAGGCACUGGCGCAGAUCCUCAUCGUGAUGAACCCACAGCUUCUGCAGUAUCAGGAGCAGCUUGAUGCUGUGAGGCCGAUGCUUGCAUUGCUGGAGCACCGGCACGAGCUGCUGCAGUUCGAAGGCUGCCUGGCUUUGACGAACCUCCUCUCUUCCAGUGAAGAGCUCCGUUCCUUUGCCUUGCAGUCGGGCGCGUGGAGCAAGUGCAAGGACUUGCUGUUCUCUGAUCACGAGGAGGUUCAGAGGGCCGGCCUUGAAGCGAUGUGCAACCUGACGAUGGCUGAGGAGGUGGCCGAGCGCUUUGCCCUGGGUAAAGCCGAGAACGAGCUGAAGAUCUUUGGCGCCUUUUGUACAUCCGAGAUCGAGCGACAGCAGAUCGCCGCCACGGGAGCCCUGGCCAUCCUUUCCGGCCACGACGAGGUGGCCGUCCGUAUCGCCGACUGCCAGCAAUGCCUGGAAGGGCUGCUCCAUGCAGUCCUGGAGUCAGACCCGUGGCAGCUAAAGAGGGAGAUUCCAGCUGUCGAGCUACGCGCCGUUUCUGCUGCGGUGGGCCUUCGACAUGCCGAAGGGGCCGAGCCCCCGGAGAGCUCCAACUGCGACAAGUGGAUGAUGGAUGUCAACCAGGAAAUCCGCCGAGCCAUCUUCGCUGUCCUCCAGGAGCCACCGUUUUCUGCGCAGCUGAGGAGGAAGUGCAGCAGGGCUGCUGAGCUACUCCAGCCACUGGUACCUGUGGCCAUGAAGAAGCUGUGCAAGGCCCUCCGCGACUGCGUGAGGGCCUCCGCCUUCAGCAUCUUCGAGCGCGGCAAGGGUUGGCAGCGGGGCUACUGGCGGAUGGUCAUGGUUCGGCAGUCCACCGCAGAAGAGCUCCUUGUCAUGGUGCAGACGGCCAAGCUGGAGGAUGCCCAGCGCGAGGCCCUGGCCGCGGAGGUCAUCGCGGCGCUGACAAAGGCCGAGCUGCAGAUCAACGUGGUGUCCAUCUACCUGCAGUUCAACGACGAGAUCUCCGAUGCGGCGCGGCCGGGAGCUCCCCUGAUGCACAUCCACGGCGAUGCCCAGCUCAGGAUGCAGCUCCUUGGGCUCAGCUUCAACAUCGGCCCUCUCUCCUUCUACCAGGCCAACAGCAGCACCUGUGCCUUGCUCUACGAGCGGGCCCUGGAGUGGCUGAGGCCGGAGAACGACGUGGCAGUGCUGGACGUCUGCUGCGGGGUGGGCACCAUCGGCCUCUGCGCCAGCCGCCGCUGUCGCCGGGUCAUUGGUAUCGAGCUGAUCCCGGAGGCCGUGGAGGCAGCGAAGGCCAACGCCGCUUUGAACAAGGUGGACAACACCGAGUGGAUUGCUGGGGCCUCUCUCGUCGGAUAG
Molecule: messenger RNA, 1890 nt
Organism: Symbiodinium sp. CCMP2592
Lineage: Eukaryota; Dinophyceae; Suessiales; Symbiodiniaceae
Source: the annotation of a GenBank genome assembly